GGCAGGGCGGGCUGAAGAAGAGAGACACGUCUGAAGGGAGGUCAAAGCAGAGCAAGGCGGCCGGUGAGCGGUGAGCAAACACCAAUAUUUUUGUGUCGAGGAGUUGGGGAAAAAAAUCGCUGAGUGCGUGUUACUGGAAUUGCCCCGAGCAGGAACCAGGAAGAAAGUAUUAUUAUCUAUUUGCGAGGGAUCUGCUGUGUCGCUGGAAGCACCGCCGUUUCUCCUCCUUCAUCAAAAAAGGCAUUCGCUGCUUUCUCCUCUUCCUCCUGAGCCAAAAUGGGCCAUCCUGAGCACCACGCCCAUAUGGAUCACAUGGACCACAUGGAUCACAACAUGAGUGGCUCAGCAACCCCCACCAUGGAUCCUCACGCCCACCAUCACCCCACCAAAGCCCCUGGACACAUGCACGGCGGGAUGAUGGAUAUGACUUUCCACUUCAGCUAUCAAAACGUUCCCUUGCUGUUUUCUGGGCUCGUCAUCAACACACCUGGAGAAAUGGUGGGGGCGUUUGUGGCUAUUUUCUUCCUGGCCAUGUUCUACGAGGGCCUGAAGAUUGGGCGGGAAAGCCUCCUCCGGAAGUCCCAAGUCAGCAUUCGUUAUAACUCCAUGCCUCUCCCAGGGCCCAACGGCACCGUCUUGAUGGAGACGCACAAAACGGUUGGCCAACAGAUGCUGAGCGUCCCUCACCUCUUCCAGACCAUUCUUCACAUCAUCCAAGUAGUAGUCAGCUACUUCCUGAUGCUCAUCUUCAUGACUUACAACGCUUAUCUCUGCAUCGCCGUGGCUGCCGGCGCUGGCGCAGGCUACUUCUUCUUCAGCUGGAAAAAGGCCGUCGUCGUUGACAUCACGGAGCAUUGCCACUAACGGUUGUCCUCGCUUUCCCCCACACAUCUCCGCUCCCCCUACAGCCUCUCAAAGGACCAGGUUUACUAGAAGCAUCCCACUGGGCAACCCUUGUGCCUCCUCCUCCUCCUCCUCCUCUCUUCCCCAAAAGCUUUGGGUUUGGGGGGGUGGGGUAUGGGGAAGACUCCCGAGCCACGGAGUAAAAGAGGCGGGCAGCCAGCUAAGGCAACCCGCUCGCAACGAUUGAUGGGUGAAACAUGGCCUGCUUAGUCCCGAUUUAAAGGCGGGGAGCUCCGCCAUCCCAGGUCCUUUUUUCGUACUUUUAGCAGCAGGCUGUGUUUCUAGGGGAGGGCCAGGAACACACAACCUGGCCUUCCUUGGAGACAGGUACGCACGCACAACCACAAGCCCUCCAAGGCCAGUUUUGUGUUUGGAUCGGCAAUCUAGCAAGUGCCAAACGCUGCCUGUCCCUCUUUUCCUCGAGAAGCCGGCUCCCUGCUUUGCGCUGGGUGGCCCACUGCCCUGUCACAAUUGCCAAAACGGUUGUGUAGGUUUGGUUCCAGGAAGCCUUUGACCCAGGAAGGUUCUAGGCCCAGAUGGUCUGGAGAGAGGGGGGAAAGGACCCAUAUGCUGAUUUAGAGUACCCAUUUCUAGCCGGCGACGGUGACAUGCUUGUGAAAAAUAACGGGGAAACAAGUAUGACUUUUUUUUAAAACCUAUUUUAAAUAAACCUGCAGUACAAAUGCUUUUAGGGUUUUUUUUUUUCUGAUUUUCAGGCUGGCCCUAAAUAUAUUUUUUUUUUAAAUUAAACCUAGUUGUCAUGCCCUUCUUAAGUGGCUUCACAAAAAUAAGCUGGCAGACACGUUCUAGGCAGAGAGGAUCCUACUUCUCCUUUACGUGGGGAUUCUAUUUCCCGAAUGGGCCAAAAGCAGCAGAAAAGGGGGAAUCACGCCUGUGAGCAUCUUAGGCAUACCUUGGAUGGCCACAAGGCCUCCCCAAAUUGUCCUGGAGGCAGUCACACUGUGGGAUGGUGCCACUCUCCCCUUGCAAGGAAGUUAAGAGGCAGGGAUGAGGCUGCUGGAGCAUGUAGCUCAGCAUUGCCUGGAGGAGGAGUUCCCCACUUUUUAAUAACUUCCAUGGAAGAUGUUCACACCGAGGUUUCCCAGACUCCUUGUCCUGACAAAAAAAAAAAA
Molecule: messenger RNA, 2036 nt
Organism: Thamnophis elegans (Western terrestrial garter snake)
Lineage: Eukaryota; Metazoa; Chordata; Lepidosauria; Squamata; Natricidae
Gene: SLC31A1
Product: solute carrier family 31 member 1
Exons: 6
Coding region: 277-864 (195 amino acids)
Biological process (GO): copper ion transmembrane transport
Cellular component (GO): membrane
Molecular function (GO): copper ion transmembrane transporter activity
Source: RefSeq, a predicted model, not a curated record